UCUACCUAAUGUCAAUGCAUUAAAAAUCAAACAUCAAAGCUUUAAUAGCUUUAAUGGGCAAUAGGCAUUGUAUUUCCUGCAUACAUUCAACUGGAUAACCUUACCUGUAAUUUUAACGUGCCCUAGAUCUAGUUCAUUGACCUGUCGACUGUCCUGAUUCAAGGUUAGAUUACUAGAAUUAAAGUCCGAUUCCGCACUGAUGCACUGUUGAAAAGAGAAUACUGUUGAAAAUAAGGAAUGAAAUACACUCCAGCUGUACACACCAAGAUACCUGCCAAGAACUCCAGAACCGCGGGAUUACGAAUAAGUAUGGCAUAUCAUGUGACCAGUCAUGUGACUUGAAAGAAGCUUAUGUAUAUCACGUGAUAAAUUUAAAAUGGACGUCAUCGAAGUUUCACCCAAAACAGCUCUCGUUUCAAGCCUUAUUUUUGGAGGUGUCAUCAAGUAUGCAGCUCUUAAUUGGAUAUCCUCUCGCAGACAAAUGGUACUAGAACGAGUAGGAAAAGUGUCAGCACUUUAUUUCUACCCUGUGAAGAGUUUGAACGGGUUGAAAGUAAAGGAAGGAUUUUGCUCAAAGACCGGUUUGGAAGUACAAGGGCAAAUUGACAGACAUUGGAUGAUAAUAGAUGAGAAAAAAGUCUCUCUAACUCAAAGAACUGACCCUAAGAUGGUGCUGAUCACACCUAGUUUCCAUGACAAUAGUCUCCAUCUUGAUGCUCCAAACAUGGUUACAAUUAAAGUAUCAUUUGAUGAUGUAUCCAAGAACAGUGCCAACCCUGUAGAAUGCAAAUGUCGUGAGGUUCCUAUGACAGGAGUUGACUGUGGAGAUGAGGUAGCAGAAUGGCUAACCAAAGUAAUAGGGAAGGCUAACCUCAGACUGGUCUACUCUGGCCCAGGCCUGAAGAAACGUGAUGUUCUAGAACGUGCCAAGAAUGUAACACUAGCAAAAUCUGGAAACUUGGUAGCCUACCCUGACUACACACCAUAUCACCUAGCAACAGAUGAUUCUCUAGCAGACCUUAACAACAAAGCCCAGCAUCCUGUUGCUAUGGACAACUUCAGAGCAAACAUCAUUGUUAAAGCGACAGACCCAUUUGAGGAGGAUUAUUGGAGAGAAGUACGGAUUGGUGAGGCAACAUUCCAAAAUGUGAGGCUGACCACAAGGUGUAAAUUGACCCAGAUUGAUCCAAAGAAUGGAGAACCAGACAAUGUAACUAAGGACCCCAUAAACACACUACGAAAGUACCGACGAUUUAAAGAACUAGGAGAUUCGCCUUGUUUUGGGAUAAAUCUGACAAUCAAUCAAACUGGACCAAUCGAAGUUGGUGAUGAAGUGUUCGCAACGCGUCAUACAUUACGGGCUUGCUGUGAAUCAUAAACUGAAUUUGAAACAUUGAGUGCUCAAAUAUGUAUUGGAAUUUUUUUGUUCCCUCAAAGUAAACCCUUUUCAUUGUCACCACAACAAGUGGUAACAUAUUGUUAUGGUCUCCAACUUUUUUAUGACAGCAUUCAGCGGUUGGUGUCUGUAACAAAUGUAGCAAAUGGCAGGCGGUGACAUUGUGCAUGUUAAUGCCUUGUUUUUUAAUCCAAUUUUGCUCCUUCAAAUUAAAUGUGUUGUUUGCUUGAGCAUGACCCGGUUCUUAAAAUGCUUGGAAAUAGCCAAUCUGUGAUUGACAAUCAUGUACAGUAUAUACAAUAAUUUUUCACUUAUUUUUUGAAAAUCUUAUUUAGUGUAGUAUUUUCAUCACUCAAAAGUGAGAUUCAUCUGACAUAUAUUUUACAGAGAUUUUUGUAUAAAGAGAUUUAAAACACAUGUAUUUUUAAAAUAUAUAUUCAGUGAUAAUUGCAGGUCAGAGAUAUUUACUAUAUUUUAUACAGCCAUGUUUGAUAUCAAAUGGUAUAAUAAAUAAAUUAAAAACAAAUAAAUCACUAAUUAUUAUAUUUUAA
Messenger RNA from Owenia fusiformis, 1947 nucleotides. The record is from the annotation of a GenBank genome assembly. NCBI's taxonomy places the organism in Eukaryota, Metazoa, Annelida, Polychaeta, Sabellida, Oweniidae.